GGGGGUCCGUGACGCGGUGCGGCGCGGGCAGGUUCCUGCCGCCGCUCGCUUGAAGACAGCGGGGGCACAGAGCAGAGGCGCCCCCCGCCUGAGCGCCGCGGGGCGAGAGGCAGCGCUUCGGCUGCUGCAAAGGAAGUCAAGAUAGUUCACACUUGAAGAGUACUUGAGCAAAUCUAGGACACCCGUUAAAUUCAGUCAAGCUGGAAUUCUUGUGAAGAGCUGAGCAUUUACUUCCUGGCUGCUGGUAAAGUAUUCUGCUUUCAGGUUAUCAGAGAUGGUGAUCUGAAGAAUCAGGCUUCCGAUAUGAGCAAAAUAAAAACAUCAUCUGAAAAAAGUGUUUCUACCAGUUCUCGGACUAUGUCUCUGCUGUCACAGCUGGAGAAGAUCAAUUUGGACUCUGUAUUAAGGGAAGCAGACAAUGCCAGAUAUAUUACAUCAAAGAUUCUUCAUCUGGUUCAGAGUCAAGAAAAAACCAGAAAGGAGAUGACUGCUAAGGGUUCCACUGCAAUAGAAGUUAUCCUGUCAACCCUAGAGAACACAAAAGAUCAUCAAACUAUUUUAAAUAUAUUGAAUAUUCUCAUUGAGGUAGUCUCAGCAGGUGGUGGCCGGAGGGCAAGUGUCUUAGUCAAUAAAGGAGGGACACAGAUAUUGUUGCAGCUCCUUUUAACUGCUAGCAAAGACUCUUCACCAAAUGAAGAAUUAAUGGUGCUUCUUCAUACUCUUCUUGCAAAAAUUGGUCCAAAAGACAAAAAGAUUGGCAUGAAAGCAAGAAUUAAUGGUACCCUGAACAUACCAUUGAAUUUAGUGAAGCAGAAUUUGCAGAACCACAGGCUGAUAUUGCCAUGUCUUCAAGUAUUAAGAGUUUAUGCAACCAACUCUGUAAAUGCAGUGUCCCUGGGAAAGAAUGGAGUAGUAGAACUGAUGUUUAAGAUCAUUGGCCCUUUUAGUAAAAAGAACACUAGCCUUAUGAAGGUUGCUUUAGACACACUUGCUGCAUUGCUAAAAUCAAAAACAAAUGCCAGGAGAGCAGUAGACAAAGGAUAUGUGCAGGUGCUUUUGAGGAUUUAUGUUGAUUGGCACCAUCAUGAUAGUCGACACAGAUACAUGCUGAUACGAAAAGGAGUUCUUCAGUGUAUUAAAAGUGUUACGAACAUCAAAUUGGGAAGAAAAGCAUUUAUUGAUGCAAAUGGGAUGAAGAUUCUUUACAAUACUUCACAAGAGUGCCUUGCAGUAAGAACUCUUGAUCCCCUUGUCAACACAUCCAGCCUAAUAAUGAGAAAAUGUUUUCCUAAAAAUCGUCUUCCUUUACCAACUAUUAAAAGUGCUUUCCAUUUCCAACUCCCAGUUAUUCCUGACAGUGGUCCUGUGGCUCAACUGUACAAUUUGCCUCCUGAUGUGGAUGAUGUAGUAGAUGAAAGCGAUGAUAAUGAUGAUACUGAAACAGAAUCAGAAAUUGAAACUGAAAAUGAUGGUGACAAAGACCAGCAUUUUAAGAAUGAUGAUAUUGAGACUGAUAUUAAUAAACUGAGACCUACACAGGACUUGGGAAGACCCAUGGAAGAACUGAAAAUGUAUAAGCAAUUUUUCCCAGAACUUUCAGAAAACUUUCAGGAGUGUGACUUAGUUUCCAAGGAACCAAAGCCUUUUGUACCUGAUGCAAAUCUGGGUAGACCUAUUGUUGUUCCUACAGCAGGAGAGGAGCCCUCUACUGAAGCAAAAAGAGUUGCUUUGAAGGAGAGCAAUCCCUUAUUAACCGAGGAAUACAAUAGAAGGCCAACCUUUCUGGAACUACCAAAGAUGGGUAGUAUAAAAGACAGCAGUUUACAUCAACAAAAUGAUCAAAGCAACCUGCUUCUGUCAUCUGAGCGUCUAAGCCAAGAAAUUGUGAAAGGCUUGAACAGAAUCAGUCUGCAAAACAAUGCAAAAAAUGAUCAUUAUUACAGCACAGGUUGUGAACUAAAGAAGGAAAGCAAAACUAGUCUUACCCCACGUGCUGGUGGUAAACCUUGUGAACAUGUUUCACCAUGUGGAAGCAGUCUCUUUGAAGGGUCAUCUGUUCAGCUAGGGAAACUCUGCUGCACUGGAGUGGAUUCUGAAGAGGAAGAUUCUGGAUCUAGUUCUUCAGGGGAGCAAGUCAUGCUUGAGGUUUCUGAUGUAUCACCAGUUCAUGACUGUGAUCUUUAUAUAGAGAUGGUAAAAACCACAAAAUCUAUUCCUGAAUAUUCAGAAGUGGCCUAUCCAGAUUAUUUUGGCCACAUUCCACCCCCAUUUAAGGAGCCUAUUCUGGAAAGGCCAUAUGGGGUGCAGAGGACGAAAAUUGCUCAGGAUAUUGAGAGGUUAAUUCAUCAAAAUGAUAUUAUUGACAGAGUUGUCUAUGACCUUGAUAAUAUGAGUUGUUCAGUACCAGAGGAAGCAGAUGUCCUGAAGUUUAAUUCAAAGUUUGAAUCUGGAAACCUGCGCAAAGUUAUUCAGAUAAGAAAAAACGAGUAUGAUCUAAUUCUGAACUCGGAUAUAAAUAGCAAUCAUUAUCAUCAGUGGUUUUACUUUGAAGUCAGUGGAAUGAAAACUGGCACUGGUUACCGGUUUAACAUCAUCAACUGUGAAAAGUCAAACAGUCAGUUUAAUUACGGUAUGCAGCCCCUCAUGUAUUCUGUUCAAGAAGCAUUACAUUCUCGACCAUAUUGGACUCGUGUUGGAACAGAUAUUUGUUACUAUAAGAAUCACUUUUCAAGAAGUUCAAUUGCUGCUGGAGGUCAGAAAGGAAAAUCUUAUUACACAAUUACAUUCACAGUGACUUUUCAACAUAAAGAUGAUGUCUGCUACUUUGCUUACCAUUAUCCAUAUACAUACUCAACUUUAAAGAUGCAUCUUCAGAAACUAGAAUCUAUGCACAACCCUCAACAGAUCUAUUUUCGACAAGAUGUUCUCUGUGAGACCCUGGCUGGCAACAGUUGUCCCUUAGUCACUAUUACAGCUAUGCCAGAAUCCAAUUACUAUGAACAUAUCUGCCAGUUCAGGAAUCGUCCUUAUAUUUUUCUGUCUGCUCGUGUGCAUCCUGGAGAGACUAACGCAAGCUGGGUUAUGAAGGGAACCCUGGAAUAUCUUAUGAGCAAUAAUCCAAGUGCCCAGUGUUUACGACAAUCUUAUAUUUUCAAAAUUAUUCCCAUGCUUAAUCCAGAUGGUGUCAUCAAUGGAAACCACCGUUGCUCUUUAAGUGGAGAAGAUUUAAACAGACAGUGGCAAAAUCCAAAUCCAGAUCUGCAUCCCACUAUUUACCAUGCUAAAGGUUUACUGCAAUAUCUGGCUGCUAUAAAACGUUUACCUUUGGUCUACUGCGAUUAUCAUGGUCACUCUCGUAAAAAGAAUGUAUUUAUGUAUGGCUGUAGCAUCAAAGAGACAAUGUGGCACACAAAUGUUAAUGCUGUCUCAUGUGACCUUAUGGAAGACCCUGGUUACAGGGCACUCCCCAAGAUCCUCAGCCAAACUGCCCCAGCAUUCUGCAUGGGUAGCUGUAGCUUCGUAGUGGAAAAGUCCAAGGAAUCAACAGCACGGGUUGUUGUCUGGAGAGAGAUAGGAGUUCAAAGGAGCUACACAAUGGAAAGCACCUUAUGUGGAUGUGACCAAGGCAAAUAUAAGGGAUUGCAGAUAGGGACAAGAGAACUGGAGGAGAUGGGAGCGAAGUUCUGUGUUGGCUUACUACGUUUAAAAAGGAUGACCUCACCUGUGGAAUACAGUCUGCCUUCUAGUCUGCUGGAUAUUGAAAAUGAGCUGAUUGAGUCAAGCUGUAAAGUGACAAGCCCCACUACUUACGUUUUGGAUGAAGACGAGCCUCGUUUCCUUGAGGAGGUUGACUACAGUGCAGAGAGCAACGAUGAUCAAGACACUGAACUAGCUGAUAAUGUUGGUGGUUAUGAGACACCUAAUCAAGAAGAUGGACUUUCAGACUCAGAUUCAACAAGAAUACUGCUUUCUUGAACCAUCAUUACAGCCAGCAUAGGAAAUAAAAUAUCCUGGAAUUUCAUAGUCAAAUACUUCAUCACUCUUAUCUACUUAGGGGAUAUGCUUAAGGAAACACAAAUAACUGGGGCCUGCAUGGUUCAAGGACAAUAAAUAUUGGCACGAGUUUUAUUUGAGGAGUUCUGUGUUUUCCUUUAGCACUAAAUAGAUACAUUUAUGUGCCAGGUGAUUUUCUACCAAAUAGCACUGCACGGCAUUUUGUGUCCUUAAAUCCUGUCUUCAGAAAAAUGGAUCCUAAUUUGUGGUAUGUCAGAGUACAGAAACUUAUUUGUGACACAUUUCUGUGAGCUGCCUCCUGAAAAAUACAUAUGUAUAAAUGUGUGUACAGAGGUGAAGACGUUAUUUUCCAACAUUAUUUCAAAGAUACUUGAGUGUGUGAAGUAUUGUAGUGCCUGCUCUGGAACCUCACAAUAUUAACUAACUUAAAAAGAAGUGAUGUAUGAAUUGUUGCACUUGUUUCUUGCCUAUGAAGAUGAAAUAGUUUUGCCACAGUACUAGGUGAAAAUACAUAGUAUCUCUACACAGUUCAGGAUUUUGCAUAGUGACCAAUGCAGCCUGUGCUAACAAGAACUAUACAUUUGUAUGGAUCUCCUUACUAUAAAGAAGGCAUGGUUUAAUAUGAAGAGGCUUUUUUCUUAAAUAUAGAUGACUACAAGGUAAAGGGUUAGAUAUGUACACUGUAUAUAUGUUCAGCUACCCAGUUCCUCAAUUUUUCUGGUUCAAUAAGCACAUAGUUCAAAAGAGUCCACUUCACUGGGGGUACAUUAACUACAUACCAGAUUUAAGUGCUUUAACACAAAAGAUGUGUUUUGGUUUAAACAUCUUUUGCCUGGUUUCAAUCCUCUGUUAACCCUGCUCUGAGAAGGAGAUAGGACUGUAAGUUCCUGAGAUCUCUUUCAAUCUGAAUUCUGUGAUUUUUUAUCCUUCAUAUUUAAAGUCAAGCUGUCAGGCAUGGCAUUAGCACUUUGUUUUCUCCUGUCAUCUACUAAUUCUUACUGCCUCUUCCCUCUGCUUAGAAUAAGAUCUAAUAGAGAAAUGGACUUGUACCCCAUUCUUUACAGAACAGAUGCAUUUUGCAGUGAAAAAUCUUUUUUAAAAAUUAUUUUUAUUUUAUAUGACCCAGUUAUGGCAUUCAUUUUCUGCUGCAUGUAUAAGGGCCUUAAGAGCAUGAAGAAUAACAUAAAGUAGAGCAGGUUUUUAACUGAUGAGAACUUUGUGUAUGUCUUCUGUUGCAAAUAAAGCUGUACUUUGGAGGGGAAGUGUACUUUUGGUAAAAGGAUAAGAAAAAAAAAUUAAAAAUUAUAGUAAGGAGAUGGAUUUUCACCAGUAUUUGCUGUUUCAAAUACAGCGUUGUUUGGUGGUGCCUGUCCAUACCAUCCUCAUUCUGAAAUUGGGAAAGGGUUUUUGAUUCCUUAUGAUAUGCUGCUGUAUUUUUAUUCAAAGGCUUAAACUUAUAUUAGUAAUCACACAAAUUUGUAGGUAUAAUGGAAACAUUCACAAUCUGGUCCUCUUAAAAAUUUCUAAUGAAGUUUAUCAUUCCUUGUGUGGUGUGAACUACAAACUGUAAUGUAUGUAGUUACUGUACAUACUGUACAUACUACAUUAGUUAAAUAAUAAAUAAAUAAAUAAAUAAAUAAAUAGUUUAAUCUGCUGAAAAGGAGCCCUCUGCAUUGAAUCUGUAGGUGAAAUUGGGUAUCUGCCAAACAGAAGUAUUAAUCUUGCUACAGAAUUUCAACUAUUUUUAAGUCAGCCCAGGGAGAGUUGUGCAGAAUGGUCAUAUUGCUGUGUCAGUUUUAUACAAGUCAUCUGCAUAAAUAGAUUUUCAUCCAUAACUACUUUGUACCUUACAUAGAUAAUGACUGAAUAAUUGGCUGAAAUUUCAGGAGGUGCAGGAUGCCAACGUUAGUUAACCUGACUGUGCAUGCCUCCUUAGUUUUCGUAUGAAUCAUAUUAUUGGCAAUACCAGAAAUGUUCUUCAUUUAGAAAGAAUUGUGGCUUAGUAGUGCAAAAUCAUCUUUUCAUCCCAAAUAAAUAUGCAUAUACAUUCUUCUCAUGUCUGCUACAACUUUUAGUCUGUGCAAAGAAGGAGGUACGAGUGACUUCUAUAAUGGUUCAGUAUGACAGGCACUUGCCUAAAACAAUAAUGUUGCAUUUGUACGUUAGAUUCUACUGCACUUACUCAUUAGAUUUGAUGCAUUCAUUUGCUUAGACGAGCUGUCAGUCUGGCAGCUGAAAAGCUGAACAUCUGCUAGCACAGUUCUGUCAAAUGCAAAUUUGUCUUUAUCUUACACGUUGCUGAAAAUGCAAAGGCUGUUACCUCUUGCACAUUUUGUGGCACUUGGUGUGCCUUCUGAAAAAGCAGAUGAUGUGCCUUUCCAAAAAAGCUCACAGGGAUGCUGGUUCAUGGGAAGAACUGCCACAGUGAUAGCUGCUUCAUGCUGUCUAUUUCUUCUCUACUCCAUCUUGCCAUUGUAGCAGCCGUGUUUGCAAACACAUGCCAGCAUUCCUUUUAUGCCUUUUGAUGGGAAGUCUGGUAGUUAGCUGAAAAUACAAUAGCUGAGGCUUGAGCACAUGCUCUAUUCUGGUUAGCGGGCAUUUGUCUCCCCCCUGACCCCCCAAAUGGGCUGAAUGGAUAGAAUAGAAUAGAAUGUCAGCUUCUUGAAUUGUCAAAAAUCAGUCAUCUAGCAUGGUUCUUCCCAGACAGUGACUGUCUUUGAUUUUAUGGAUUGGUAUUUUAAUGUGUUUCUGGUUUUAAAUGAUGCUCAUUACUAUAAGCAUGAUAGGAAAGAAGAUAUUAUUAUGUAUUUUUUUUGUAAUGAGAACAAAUAAGGUUCUAAAUAAUUAUAUAUGUGUUAUUUACCACCUUGCAUCUAAAUAAUUGUUGAAGGAUUAAUUACUUUAUUCCCUUUCCAGGUGUACUUUAAGUUGUAGCACAAAUUUUGGUAUUGUGUCUUCACUUGUGACAUCCCUUAUUGUAACGUAACUUACAGCUGAGAUGCAGUUUGGGCCACAGUCUUGCCUGGUCAUUUUUGGAUAUAGAUUGUUUCAUCAGCCUGACUUCAUAGGGAGAACUGGUUUAAAUCUCAAAUAAAACUGCAGUAGCAGUAAACAUUGAUUACAAAAUGCAGAAAUUCAAGUUUUCAAGUAGUUUCUGUUGUAAAGCUGUGAUAGAUAUAAUUGUUGCAGUGUUGUUAUGUAUGACCCAAAUACAAAUACUUAUAAAUAAAAAUACAUAAUAAAG
Molecule: messenger RNA, 7258 nt
Organism: Calypte anna (Anna's hummingbird)
Lineage: Eukaryota; Metazoa; Chordata; Aves; Apodiformes; Trochilidae
Gene: AGTPBP1
Product: ATP/GTP binding protein 1
Exons: 27
Coding region: 304-3975 (1223 amino acids)
Biological process (GO): protein side chain deglutamylation; C-terminal protein deglutamylation; proteolysis
Molecular function (GO): metallocarboxypeptidase activity; zinc ion binding
Source: RefSeq, a predicted model, not a curated record